UGAACGAGGCCCCUCGCACAACGGCUCCUUGGAGAGGAGGGGGGGGGGGGAAGAAAAAAAAAAAAAAGGCGGAAAAGAAAAAAAAAAAAGAAAAGAAAUUAAAUUAAAUCACCGCCGCCUCUCCAGCGGUGCCGCGGCGGGUAAGGGGAGCGGCGGUGGCUGGGCAGAGAGGAGGCAGAGCGCGGGGGGCGAGCCGGGGAGCGCCGCGCUCUCCCUCCCAAACUUUGAUGAUGACCAUGACUACGAUGGCUGACGGGCUGGACGCGCAAGACUCCUCCAAAUCCGCCUUCAUGGAGUUCGGGCAGCAGCAGCCGCCGCCGCCGCAGCCGCCGCCGCCGCCCCACUCCCAGCAGAGCUCGCCGGCCAUGGCCGGCGCCCACUACCCGCUGCACUGCCUGCACUCCGCCGCCGGCUCGCACCCGCACCACCAGCAUCACCACCACAGCUCGCCCUACUCCGGCAGCGCCGGCUCCUACAACCACCGCUCGCUGGCCGCCUACCCCUACGUGAGCCACUCGCAGCACAGCCCUUACCUCCAGUCCUACCACAACAGCAGCGCGGCCAGCCAGACGCGGGCGGACGAUGCAGAUCAGCAAAAAACCACGGUGAUUGAAAACGGUGAAAUCAGAUUCAAUGGAAAAGGGAAAAAGAUUCGGAAGCCUCGAACCAUUUACUCUAGUCUACAACUCCAGGCUUUAAAUCACCGCUUUCAGCAGACUCAGUACCUGGCACUUCCAGAGAGAGCUGAACUGGCAGCUUCAUUAGGACUUACCCAGACACAGGUGAAGAUCUGGUUUCAGAACAAACGCUCCAAAUUCAAGAAGCUGCUGAAGCAGGGCAGCAACCCCCACGAGAGCGACCCUCUGCCCGGCUCCGCUGCCCUCUCCCCUCGCUCUCCAGCUCUGCCUCCAGUCUGGGACGUUUCAGCUUCUGCCAAGGGAGUCAAUAUGCCUCCCAACAGCUACAUGCCUGGCUAUUCUCACUGGUAUUCUUCUCCACAUCAAGACACAAUGCAGAGACCACAAAUGAUGUGAAUUGUCCAAGAGAAAUAAUCUCCCAAGAACGCCUCGUCUCGACAUGGCAAGAAGUUCCCCUGCUUUGCCAAGCCGUGCCAGCUAACAGGCUCUGUGUGAACUUGUAGAUGCGGCAAAGAGACAGAGUGGCUUUAUUUUAUUUUAUUUUUUUUAAGUAACCUCAGCGAUUGAUCUUGAACAGAAAGACACAAUUUUCAUUCUGGCGCACAGAAGACACUUCUCUUUAGGAUAUUUUCCUUUGGACUCCAAGGCACCAGCCUCUUUCUCUGUGGAGUAUACGUCAAAACAAACUUUUUACAGACUUUGCCCACAAGAAGAACCUGAAUCUACCAUGGCAGCCGUUUUUACUUGUUUAAUGAGCUAAAGACAUUACAUGAUGAAAGAGAGACUAGUCAAAGCUCCUUCAUUUUUAUUCACCAAAUCCGGAUGGGGAAAAAAAAAAAUAAAAGAGAGAAGAAAGGAUUAAAAAAAAAAA
This is a messenger RNA of Grus americana (Whooping crane), 1509 nucleotides long. It is a transcript of the gene DLX6, whose product is annotated as distal-less homeobox 6. Lineage: Eukaryota; Metazoa; Chordata; Aves; Gruiformes; Gruidae. The transcript has 3 exons. Gene Ontology annotation, biological process: embryo development; regulation of transcription by RNA polymerase II; cell differentiation. The coding region runs from base 228 to 1034 and encodes 268 amino acids. The record is from RefSeq and is a predicted model, not a curated record. Gene Ontology annotation, molecular function: DNA-binding transcription factor activity, RNA polymerase II-specific; RNA polymerase II cis-regulatory region sequence-specific DNA binding.